Caenorhabditis bovis is the source of this 5520-nucleotide messenger RNA. The record is from the annotation of a GenBank genome assembly. NCBI's taxonomy places the organism in Eukaryota, Metazoa, Nematoda, Chromadorea, Rhabditida, Rhabditidae.
AUGAAUGGACCCGUUAAAUACGUGAAUAUCAUGCCAAGCAGUUCAACAUUGCCAGUCUCUUAUAAUCAACAUGCAGAAUGCUCGGGACCAUUAUUGCCGGAUGAUUACAAUCCUAAUCCUCAAAAGCCGGCAAAACCUGCACCUUCAACGACUCCCGCAAUUUUUUCGGAUGGUCGAUCACCUGUGAACAUGUCAAAAUCACAUGCAAAACUGCAUCCUCCGCAUGAACCGACUGGAACUACCGAAGUUCUCACAUUUUACCCGACGAUGGAAGAAUUUAAAGACUUCAAUGGUUACAUUAAAAAGAUCGAAGAAGCGGGAGCUCAUUUGAAAUGCGGAAUUGCCAAGAUAGUUCCUCCAGAAGGAUGGCAUCCAAGACCAUCUCGAAAGAACAAUUAUUCGGAUCUUGACGAUUUUGAGAUUAAUUACCCAGUAAAAGAAACAAUCGAAGGUAAAUCCGGCUCUUACUUUAAAACGAAUCGCGUUUUUCGGAAGAAGAUGACUGUCAGAGAAUAUCGAAAAAUGGCCAACUCGGCGCAAUACAGAAACCCGAAACCUGAGCUUGAAGGAAUUGACAUUGAAACAGAGUAUUUCAAAAAUAUUAUAAAUAGAGAGCCGAUUUAUGGAGCAGAUACUGAGGGGACAAUUUAUGACGAUGACGUUGAUGAGUUUAAUAUGAACCGUUUGAACACUAUACUUGAUGAAACUAAGUCAACCACGAAAAUCAGUGGUGUAAAUACAGUGUAUUUGUAUUUUGGAAUGUACAAAACCACAUUUCCGUGGCAUUCAGAGGAUAUGGAUUUGUAUUCGAUAAAUUAUUUGCAUUUUGGAGCACCAAAGUACUGGUUUGCAAUCGGUUCCGAGUCUGCUGCUCGAUUUGAACGAAUUAUGACACAAAUGUUUACUCCAUCAUGCAAAGCAUUUUUGAGGCAUAAAUCGUAUAUUGUUACACCGUCGCUUUUGAGAACCUACAAUAUUCCAUAUGGAACAAUGAUACAAAGGCCUAAUGAGUUUAUUAUCACAUUUCCCAAAGGUUACCAUAUGGGAUUCAAUACCGGCUACAAUUUAGCCGAAUCGACCAAUUUUGCGACUGAUCGCUGGAUUGAUUACGGUAAAAAUGCGAAUGUUUGCAAAUGUGUCAAAGAUACUGUAGAAAUUGAUAUGAGGCCAUAUAUGCAGAAAUAUCGACCGGAUGAGUAUGAUCAAUGGUAUGCGUAUUGGUAUGGAGACAGAGUGACCAAAGUUGAGACGAAACCGAAAGGCAAAGGUGUCAAACGCAAAUUUGGUUUGGCUAGCAUCGACGAGGCGGUAAAACGCGCUAAAAGCGAAGAGUCUUCAUCGGAGGAGGCGUCAAAUUCCGGAGGCCUCGUCUCCUGUUGGUCGCCGGCAGCGGUUUCGAACACGCCGAUUUUCACCGGUCCAUUGAAUCACAAUUAUGAUAUUUCCGGCGCCUGUGAUCUUUUCACCGAUAACGAUGAGCUUAGGAAACGAUUUAAAAGAAAUACCAAAGAUUUAUUAUCCGAUAGUGUCAAUUUGUUUACCGAACGUCAAAUUAAUGAAAUUUCUUCAAAAUAUUGGCCGCAUUGUAGUAUUUGUUCAUAUCUUCAACCUCUUCAUAUGCGGCCCAAAUGUGCUGAUGUACCUCUAAUGUCUCGACGCCUCCUCAAUCCUUCGCAUUUCUCUAAAACCCCACCAAAAACUGAAUAUAAAGAUGAGCAUGAUUUGCUAUUGACUUGCUCAAAUUGUAGUGUGACUGUUCAUUCGAUGUGCUAUUCUGGAGAAUCUGGAGGAGCUUCCUGGCUUUGCCUUCGAUGCCGCGUUCAAUGCGAUGUUCAAAUCCGCGCAAUCUCGUGCCGCUUAUGCCAACUUCGAGGCGGUGCUUUGGUGCCGUGUCGAGUCGGCGAUGAUCAGGCAUAUGUGCAUACUAUUUGUGCGCUUUUCCAUAGGCGAUCUCAAUUCAAUCGUGCCAUUGGUCCAAAUUCAGUGUACAUUCAACCACCGCGAAAACAUUUUAGCCGUCAAAAAUUGUCAUUCCUUCCCGACGAAUAUCUCGACGAGUUUUGCGAUGUCUAUGAAAACUCGAAAUGGGAAUGCCAAGUGUGCGAAAAACUCCAAGAAGGACUCGUGCCCUGUGUUUUAUGCAUUGAUGAUGGAAGUAACACGGUGCUUCCAUAUACGGCUCACGUUACAUGUGCCCGCGCCAUUGGAUUACCGUUGGAAACUCGUGCAUUUCCAAGAAAUCUCGUAAUGGUCUGCGACAAACACAUUGAUGAUCAUCUUAUUGAUAAACCAGCUAGCGGUCAAUGCUCGAAUAUAAAAAUUGGCGAUGUGAUUUGGGCGUCAGCGGAUGACGAAAAAUAUGAGAGAGGAGUUAUUGACGGCAUUUUCCAGAAACAUGUGGCAGUGGUUGAUUUCACCGAUGGUACCGUAACGAAAGAUUUACCGCCUUCUGAUAUUUUCUCGUGUGAAUGCAUCAUUUGUGAUCGAAAUACUCAUCAACUAGGAUCAAGGGUUAAAGUUAAGUGGGACGAUGGUAUUUUGUAUGACGGCUAUUAUCGCGGGAACACAGUUGCUCCAGAAUAUAAAGUGAUGCUGAGUCGACUUGCGCCGUGCAGUAAACGCUCUAUAGCGAAGUCGGUCCGUGCGUGCAAAUAUGAGCCGGACAUGUCGGAUCCGAAGAUGGUCGAGCUUCACAAAUUGUACCGUCCCGAGCGUGUGACACCAUCGAAACGCGGCGUUGACCUUCUGAAGACUCCGGGCCUCAACAAGGGAAUGGCUUUUUCUCUGCAGGAACGCCAAUACCUCGGCAUUCAUGGAUUGCUUCCGCCGGCUUUCAUGACCGAAGAGCAACAAGCUUACCGUAUCAUGACGAAGCUCCGACAACAACCGGAUAAUCUUGCCAAGUAUAUUCAACUUGACAGUCUACAAGAUCGCAAUGAGAAACUCUAUUAUCGUGUCCUUUGCGACAACGUAAAAGAAUUGAUGCCGAUCGUUUACACGCCGACUGUUGGCCAAGCGUGUCAGCACUUUGGUUUCAUCUACAGAAAUCCCAAGGGAUUGUAUGUGACGAUCAACGACAACAGCAUCAGCAAGAUUUAUCAAAUUCUGGCGAACUGGCCCAACACUGACGUUCGCGCAAUUGUGAUAACUGAUGGCGAGAGAAUCUUGGGACUCGGUGACUUGGGAACCUAUGGAAUCGGAAUUCCUGUUGGAAAACUCUCGUUGUAUGUUGCGCUUGCUGGAAUUUUUCCGGAAUGGUGCUUGCCGGUUAUUUUGGAUGUCGGAACCGAUAAUACCGAGCUUCUCAAUGAUCCUUUCUACACUGGACUCCGUCGCAAGAGAGUGCGCGGUCCAGAGUACGACAGCCUCGUUGAUAACUUCAUGAAGGCGGCAACAAAACGAUUCGGACGCGACACAUUGAUCCAGUUCGAAGAUUUUGGAAACCAAAACGCAUACCGACUUUUGGAUCGUUACAAGAAUGAAUAUUGCAUGUUCAAUGAUGACAUCCAAGGAACUGCGGCUGUCGUCGUUGCUGGAUUGUUGGCCAGCACACGAAUCACCAAGAAGAAGCUCUCGCAGGAGAAGCUCGUCUUCUUGGGAGCCGGUGGAGCUGCGACUGGCGUUGCGGAGAUGUGCGUUAGACAGAUGAUCGAUGAAGGACUCAGCGAGCAAGAAGCGUGCGAUCGCAUUUACAUGGUUGAUAUUGAUGGUCUCAUCACGAAAUCUCGUAUCAAGAAUCUUGGCGAGCGACAUAUUCGUUUUGCCAAAGAUUUGCCAGACACCAAGAACUUGUUGGAAGUUGUGAAGACCGUUCGUCCAGGAGCCCUCAUUGGAGCCUCAACUGUUGCUGGAGCUUUUACUGAGGAGAUCCUCAAAGAGAUGGCUGCCAUCAACCCACGUCCGAUUGUUUUCGCUCUGUCGAAUCCAACCAGCAAGGCCGAAUGUACCGCCGAAGCUGCUUAUCGCUGCACCAACGGAAAAGUAUUGUUCGCGUCGGGAUCGCCAUUCGAAAACGUUGAAAUGGACGGAAAAUUGUUCAAGCCGGGACAAGGAAACAACGCGUACAUCUUUCCGGGAGUCGCACUUGGCGCUAUCCUUUUCCGCACCAAGACCAUUCCGGACAAGCUGUUCUUGCUCGCUGCCCGAAUUGUCGCUGACAAUGUCUCGGAGAAAUCGCUCAACACUUAUUCGCGUGUCUAUCCGCGUCUCAAAGAUAUUCGCGAGCUCUCUGUCAAAAUUGCCAUCGAAGUUGGAGAAUACUGCUAUCGCCAUAAUAUUGCCACUCUUCAUCCGAAACCGGAGAACAUGGAAAUGUUCAUUCGACAGAAUCUGUACAGUGUCGAGUACGAUGAUUUGAUCAACAAGACCUACGAAUGGCCGGCGAAGGAUUCGAAGCACGGAUUCCCGAUGAGGUCUAUUACGGUUCGGGUGCCGAUGAACAUCGCGUUGAUUAAAUAUUGGGGAAAACGGGAUGAGGAUUUGAUUCUGCCUCUGAAUGAUUCGAUUUCGUUGACUGUUAAUGAUUUGUACGCGGAGACAACGAUUGAAUUGGGAACAAGCACUAAACAUUCGGUCACCAUUAACAAUAUUCCAAUCAAUUUAGACAAUAAUAAAAGAUAUGCGAAAUUAUUUGCGGAAGCGCUUCGAUUGAAACGAUUACGAACCCCUGGAGAUUAUGGCGAAAGUCAUAUUGAUUCAUCAUUAGGUUAUUUUUUUAAGACAAGUUCUGUUACAAAUUUCCCCGUCGCCGCUGGAUUGGCAUCAUCGGCUGCGGGAUUCGCUGCUAUCGCUUAUGCUAUUCAAUGCUUAUUCGAAUUUGAUAAUAUUGAGGCAAACCGACUUGCUAGAAUUGGCUCGGGAAGUGCUUGCCGAAGUAUGUACCCGGGACUGGUUCACUGGAGAAGAGGAUACCUCGACGAUGGAUCCGACUGCUACGCCGAGCCCAUAUUUGACGAGAGCGGGCCAUGGGCCAACCUUUAUUGCAUUAUUGUGGUGGUUGAGCAGGGCCAGAAAAAAGUUGGAAGCACUGAAGGAAUGCGGUGGUCCGCGCAUACCUCAGAGCUUCUCCGAUAUCGAAUUGAUUACGUUGUUGAUCGAAGGGUUCAAGAUCUCACCUAUGCGUACUUGAUGCGAGAUUUUGAUACGUUUGCCAGAUUGAUAGUUGCCGACAGUAAUCAGUUCCAUGCGAUUUGCAUGGACACGUCGCCACCAAUCAAGUAUCUUAACGAGACGUCAUGGAAGAUUAUCGAUGCACUCGAAGAGUUUAAUAGGAGUCAGUUGCAAUGGCGCGCGGCGUACACUUUCGAUGCGGGACCGAAUGCUUGUAUUCUUGUGGAAAGAGAUAAUAUCAUUCCGGUAAUUCAAUGCAUCGCUCAAGCGGUGUACGUGCCAAUUGAAGACGUUGUGGCUGCUGCGACGAGGUUCCAAUCAGGAGAACCAAUUGAGAUCAUCGAAUCGGCGACAUUCCGUGCUUCUCGACUUAUUGUUAGUGCAAUGGGCGCGGGACCAAUUAUAGUAUAA